Molecule: messenger RNA, 807 nt
Organism: Necator americanus (New World hookworm)
Lineage: Eukaryota; Metazoa; Nematoda; Chromadorea; Rhabditida; Ancylostomatidae
Exons: 5
Coding region: 1-807 (268 amino acids)
Source: RefSeq, a predicted model, not a curated record
AUGGGAAUCUAUGAAUAUGAGAAAUUGAUUCCAGGAUUUCUUCUUCUCGGUUUCAGGAUUCUCAUGAAUUUCAUGUGCGUCGGUCGCGAAUAUCAGGUGGAUUGGAUUCUAUCAGUCGAUAACGUAUGUCGUACCGGUCAACUGAUCGCAAUCCUACAAAUCGAUUGCACCGCAUUUUUGAUCUCAAUCGAACGUCUUAUCGCCACCAUGUAUAUCCGACGUUAUGAGCAUAUGUUCGCUUUGACAGUUCAUCAGAUUAUUCUUAUCGUCGUAUUGAUGAUUGCCUUAUACGGUUCUUCAUAUGAAUUAUUUAUUGCUCACGGGGAUGUUUAUCAAGAAGUACGCUCACAUACACUUAUGUACAUAGGAUAUGCAAUGAUAGUGACGAAUCUUACGGGAUUCUUGUUUUUUCGAAUCACUCAAUAUCUUUCUAAACGAUAUCUGACCGGUUCCGAUCAUGCACUAUCGAAAAGCUAUCAAUGUCGGGAAAAUUUGAACGCUGUACGGCUGAUCUCACCCGUUUGUAUUCUGCUAUUCAUCACACGAUUCUGUCAAUUCGCUUUCCGGAUCUACACAUACUACGUGGGAUUAUCGCUGGGAGCAUUUCUGCUACGAAUGCUUGCCCAUAUGUAUAAUAUUUCAUUGGCGCUAAGUGUUUUUCUCACACCUGCACUACUUAUUAUUCGACAACCAAGGCUUGCCGGUAUAUUCUCGAAACGAAUCGCAACGAAAACGAAUUAUGUUCACGAUGACGCAAGUAGAACGACAGUACUCUAUUUCGAAGGAUUACAACGAAUGUGGACGUGA